Molecule: messenger RNA, 250 nt
Organism: Chrysoperla carnea
Lineage: Eukaryota; Metazoa; Arthropoda; Insecta; Neuroptera; Chrysopidae
Product: acetylcholine receptor subunit alpha-like
Exons: 3
Biological process (GO): monoatomic ion transport
Cellular component (GO): membrane
Molecular function (GO): extracellular ligand-gated monoatomic ion channel activity
Source: RefSeq, a predicted model, not a curated record
ACGUCAUAACAAUGAUGAUGAUAUGACAAUGAAGAGUUUGGUUGGAAUCAUGUGGAUUGUGCUAGUACUUGUAUCAGGUUGUUCCGGAAAUCCGGAUGCAAAGCGUCUUUAUGAUGAUCUAUUAAGUAAUUAUAAUAAAUUAGUGCGACCAGUUGUAAAUGUGUCAGACGCUUUAACUGUUAAAAUUAAAUUAAAAUUAUCACAAUUAAUUGAUGUUAAUCUGUUUGAAAAUGAAUUGAAAACACUAUGG